CUUUUCCAAUCACUUGCCAGGGGAGUUCCAGAUUGUCCCCUUCUCUAUUGCCCUCCCGUAAUUGCCUUAAUGCCCGUUUGGUAUGCUGCCAAGCUACCAUUUAGUUGCUUCUGGAUUGCAGGGUUCUUCCAUCGGUCCUGUGUACAGGCUGGUUUUAUCGUAACCCCGAGUCUUGGGGACUCCGUAUCUUUCGUACUUAUAGAACUGCUUGAAAAGGCAGGGCGUCUUCAGGCCUCUAUUUCCUGUGCAGGUUCAUCUCGUGUCGGAGGUUGUCAAAUCAACGCCUUUCAUUUCAGAUUCCCAGCAUUUCACGGAGCCUUCCAGAGAGCCUCCGGAAAUCGCAUACUCCUCCUCCGCUCUCUCUUGGUUCUCGAGAGGGUGGGGGUGCCAUGGCUUCUUGGUAUUGACAUCGCCUCCCAUGGAUGGGGCGUAACGAAAAAUUGGGAAGGCAGAGGGGAGGGGCAAAGAUAAAGACCGGGCCACCCCCGGCCCAGCGUUUCCUUCCAUUGUGGAUAAAGUUAGGCAGAAUGAGAGUGCCGUUGAACGUCUUGCAAAAAUGCAAGCAGAUGCUUCCUUAGAUGACACGAGGCGCCUCGAACAUGUUUGCCAGGCGGCCAGAAGGAGGCUGAGAUCGCCAUCAAAGAAGAGAGACUCGGAAAAGGAACAGUGAUGAUAGUCACUUCCCCCUUUUUUUACAUCUGGUGUGUGCGCAGCAAGGCGACUAGCCUAAAUUUGG
Lindgomyces ingoldianus is the source of this 736-nucleotide messenger RNA. RefSeq lists its product as uncharacterized. The record is from RefSeq and is a predicted model, not a curated record. The transcript has a single exon. Bases 70 to 471 code for a protein of 133 amino acids. NCBI's taxonomy places the organism in Eukaryota, Fungi, Ascomycota, Dothideomycetes, Pleosporales, Lindgomycetaceae.